Penaeus monodon (black tiger shrimp) is the source of this 3249-nucleotide messenger RNA. RefSeq names its product DNA polymerase III PolC-type-like. NCBI's taxonomy places the organism in Eukaryota, Metazoa, Arthropoda, Malacostraca, Decapoda, Penaeidae. Bases 348 to 1754 code for a protein of 468 amino acids. Gene Ontology annotation, cellular component: cytoplasm. Gene Ontology annotation, molecular function: nucleic acid binding; 3'-5'-DNA exonuclease activity. The transcript is spliced from 2 exons. Gene Ontology annotation, biological process: DNA catabolic process. The record is from RefSeq and is a predicted model, not a curated record.
GUUCGAACGUCAUCUUAUCUCCUUCAAAACCACCGUUUCAAGCUGUAUUCAGUACAACGAAAAUUCACACCAUGUAUUAAACAAGGCCCAAAAUGUAAAACGACGCAUUGCAGUGUAUGGAUGAGUCAAAACACAGCAAUCGGUUCAUAAAAAAUUCCCCGCCAAUUCGAAGCUGGUUACGAAGGCUCCAGUUUCCGCGAGAUUUACAUGGGCAGUUCAAGAAGAGCAGAUUAAAAUAAUAGUGUUGAUAAAAAAGAAGCAGAAGAUGUCAAACUAGUAGUCUGAUCUUGGAAAUAAUUUCACUAUUCUAUACUGUAAUUAUUCAUAGUACUGUAAACUGCAUUAAAAUGGAGAGCAAAGCGAGAAAUGACGUUUUCAAGUCCGAUGGUCUGGGUAUCAAUGAGUGGACUGAUUUUUCAUCUGUCAAAAUGCAUCUCAAGACAACUUUACAAUGUCUUCAGAAGAAACAUAAAGGACUGACCUUGAAAAAAGUUCAGUACUUAGAGGAACUCUUUAGUCAUGUACUUGAUCACCACAGAAGCAGUGUAAAAGAACUUGAGGCAUUUAUAUUAGCUAUAGCACCACAUACAUUUAAUGAUCAUACCAUGUGUAAAAGAGCUUGGUGUCUUGAAUUACAAAAAAAUGUCAGCCAUGAAGGUAAAAUCAGCUUCAGUAAAAGACGUCUCAUCAUGGAUUUAAAAGACACAUUCUCUACUUUGGCUUACAAGUCAAGUGAACUUGUAAAGUCUUCUCAGAAUUUGAAUAAAGAAGCAAAUAUUGUUAAUAAAGUAACACUAAAGGAUAAUUCAGAUUUACUAAAGGAGAUCCAUGCACAUCAGCCAACAAAUGACAUUAAUAAGAAUAAGGAAGUUAAUGUUAUAAGUAGUGAUGGAGUUCAGGACAGCGAACCAUUAAAAAAAUUGAGACCAUCACAGAAGCGGAAAAGGAAUAUGACUGAAAAAAGUGAUCAUGAACCAGUACAGAAGAAAACAAGUUUCCACAGCAUUUCAGAUAUUGGAAAAAAUACCAAAGAAAAUAAAAAAAUUAAAGUACCCAGUGUAACUACAAAACGCUCAAAUAAAACACAAUGCAGGAUACAGAAGCCAAAGCUAGAGGAAAUGGAUAUAAAUAUUUUGCAGGGUCAUAGCAAGGUCUUCUUUGACUUGGAGACCACAUCCCUUAGGAUUGACUGUGAUAUUGUACAGAUUGGUGCAACAGACAACAAUGAGGAAUUCAGCAUUUAUGUAAUACCAAACAAAAGAAUAGACCCAAGAGCUUCAGCAGUUACAGGCAUAACUUUUGAACAACAUACAUUGAAAUACAGAGGCAAACCUGUAUAUGCAGUUACUCGUUCAGAAGCACUGCACAAAUUCCUGGAAUGGAUACAGUUAAGAUCACCUGUUGUUUUGUAUGCCCACAAUGCUGCAUUUGAUUACAGGAGAUUAUUUUAUGCAAUUAAAGAAGAAAAUCUUGUAGAUAGCUUUAAGCAACACAUAUUGGGUUUUGUAAAUACAAUAGCUCAGUUUAAGGUAAUAUUCCCAAAGCUCCCAAACUAUAAACAAAGUACAGUAGUGCAGAUGGUUCUUAAGAAAUCAUAUGAUGCUCAUAAUGCCUUAGGAGAUGUGAGAGCUUUGAUGGAAUUGUACAAUGUUUCCAAAUCGGAUGUUAUAUCCAAGGGCUCAGUUACAUUUUCCUCAGCUUAUGAGUGUUGGCUGUAUGAUAUUCAUGGUCAAAAGAAAACUGUGGCCUUUUGAUGAAAAUGUACUUGUUAACUAUGUAAGUAAUAGCAUAAUGUAUACAUCAUUGAGUAUUAGCAUGUCUGUUACAAUAAGAAAGAAAUAGUUGCAAGUAUUACACCAGAAUAUUAGGAGCAUUGAGGGUUUGGCAAUUUUUAUAUAAUAACUUAUUGAUAUAUGUUUUUCUACUAAGAUGAUUGUUUGACAUCAAAGCAUCAGGUUUUAUGUGAUUAUUUAAUGAUAUGAAAGAUAUUAGAAUAAUGAUUACAAAUGUGUCCAUGAAAGGUUCCUUAGUUUAGGGAGAUGCAGGCAAAAUAUGACUUGAAUUGUAUAGUCACUUAUAAGAGAAUAUUAUAUUUUAACAGAAAUCGUCUAGUUUCAUCUUUUUAUUAUAAUAUAUAUUGGUAAUAUUUUGUAAGGUAAGUGGCAGUUGCAUGUACAAUCUGUCCAAAUUAAACCCAUGUAUGUAUAGUCAUGCUAUGCCUACUGUGUUGAGUUUAUUAAUAUUCUUUACAGAUAAAUAAUUCCACAAGUAAUUAAUCACUAGUCUGUUAGUUACUAGUUUUACCUAUAUCACCUUUUUACCCUUUUCCUUGAUUUUUGGGAAUAUUUUCUUUUAUCUUAUAAUACUGCUAUUAGUAAUGUUAAUAACAUUAUAAUAAUUAUACUGUUAUUAUUUUUAUAAACAUUAUAAUUAUUAUAUUGUCUAUAAAAAUAAUAACAGUAUCUUGCUUGCUGGUUGGAUUUCUUGGCUAUCAACCAGCAGCAUAUGACCAUGUUAACGCAGCCAGUAAGAUCAUUUAGCCAAUGGAUCCUAUUCAUUAUUUCAGUCUCCUUUAGAAAAGUGUUUACUGUGUGAAUUAUUCUUACAUCAUCUGCUAGCAGAUUUGAUAUUGAGAAUAGGGAUUGAGGUGGGUUACUUUGGUGGCAUUGACAACAGGGCAGGCCAACACCACCUCCUCCCUUCUUAAUUUUCUGUGGGCUGUGUCUGACUUUGUUAGUCAGCUGCAGGAAUUUAUACUGAUAACAUCAUUAAGGAGGAUAUUUUUCCCCAAAAAUUCAAGGAAAUGUGAAUCAGGUGAGCUGACAAGGUCUAAUUGACUCCUUGGUGUAGAGACAUUUCACAAACAAUUCUGCAGUGAUCACUACAUUUUCCUGGUGGUAUUAGAUUAAGUAUGUAUAUUCAGAGUUGUAUCACAUGAAAUGUUAUUAACAUAUAAAUCAUGGGACAGGAAUACUAAAUUAUGACAUUUUGAGUCAAACUAGACUCACUGUCAGACAUUCAAAUUGAAAUGGAUUUUAUCCAUUCUGGCUUUAUCAUUCAUUGUUCCAUAAUGUUUUUCUCUUACUUUAGCUGUGUUUACUUUUACCAUAGUGUAUAGUCUAUGUUACUGUGUUUGUAUAUGUGCAUUAUUUAUAUGUUUCAUCUAAAGUUACUUGUAGAAUACAGAGCAGUUGUUUUAGUGAAAAUAAUGGAUUGCAGUAAUUAAAAAAUAAGAGAUGAGAUAAGUUA